Messenger RNA from Aspergillus welwitschiae, 1760 nucleotides. RefSeq names its product U4/U6-U5 snRNP complex subunit PRP31. Gene Ontology annotation, biological process: spliceosomal tri-snRNP complex assembly; mRNA splicing, via spliceosome. The coding region runs from base 80 to 1636 and encodes 518 amino acids. The transcript has a single exon. Lineage: Eukaryota; Fungi; Ascomycota; Eurotiomycetes; Eurotiales; Aspergillaceae. Gene Ontology annotation, cellular component: U4/U6 x U5 tri-snRNP complex; precatalytic spliceosome; U4 snRNP. The record is from RefSeq and is a predicted model, not a curated record.
GCAUCUCAUCUACGCAGCUUUACUUUCAUUUUGCGGACCUAUACAGCUUGUCUGCUGGUCACGCUGCUGUUUGCCCAUCAUGUCAAAUGCGGAGGAGCUUUUGAGGGAUUUCGAGGAGGACGACGAGGAUCUCCAGGCUGGCGAUGGCCUCGAAGAGGAAGCUGUCGAUGAGGAGCAGCUGGCACAAGCUCCUGAGGUCACUAACGAGUUUGACGUCGCCUUGUCGACCGCCGACGAACUGACCCGUCUACACAAAGUGCUGCGCGAUCACUACUCUAUCCGGUUUCCUGAGCUCGAGACGCUCGUGACUACUCCGAUCGACUAUGCGAAAACUGUCGCUAUCCUAAAAAAUGGCCCGCUCAACGAUAUUAAAGCUCUGUCAACCUCGUCAGAUAACAUGGUUGGCGUGCCACUGAGGUCGAUUUUGGAUGGGCCAUCCCUGAUGGUUGUGGCCGUGGAGGGUACCACCACUCGAGGCCGGGAGAUGACCGAGGCCGAACUCAAGACCGUGAUGGAUACAUGCGAACGGAUUCUCAAGCUCGAUCGCGAACGGACGGCGCUUACAGAGAGCAUUCAGUCCCGGAUGAGCCAGAUCGCUCCCAACUUGGCGGCCUUGAUCGGACCGGAGACAGCGGCUCAGUUCUUGAACCAGACCGGAGGUCUGCUCGAGCUAGCGAAGAUUCCUGCGUGCAACCUAGCUGCACAGGGCUCGAAGCGAUCGGAAGGACUGGGAUUCGCUACAAAUAUUGGUAUUCGGUCUCAGGGGUUCCUCUACAACUCGCCAAUUAUACAAGGUGUCCCGAACGAUCUCAAGCGGCAGGCCAUUCGCAUCGUCUCCGCCAAGAUGGUCCUUGCUACGCGAGCAGAUGUAUCCAAAUACAGUCCUGACGGAUCUCUGGGUGAAGAACUGAAGCAGCAGUGUUUUCAGCGUCUGGAGAAACUUACGGAACCCGCGCCGAACUCGGGCGUGAAGGCGCUCCCCGCUCCGGACGACAAGCCGUCCCGUAAGCGAGGUGGACGACGAGCGAGAAAGGCCAAGGAAGCUGUCGCCAUGACGGAACUUCGUAAGGCCCAGAACCGGGUUGCCUUUGGUAGGGAGGAAGCAGAAGUUGGAUAUGGCACCGGAGAGGGAACGGUCGGACUGGGCAUGCUUGGCCAACAAAACGAUGGACGGAUCCGCGCGACUCAGAUCGACCAGAGAACCCGGGCGAAGCUUAGUAAGAACAACAAGGGAUGGGGUACCGCAACUCCCGUCAGUGGUACCUCUACAUCUCUCCGUGCAUUCGGCUCCAAUGCUAGUGGGACAGCCAGUGUGCUUCAGGCGAAGGGGCUGCGAACCUCUGGAGUUGGCACCUCGCUGGGAGGAUCAGCCGGUACUGCCAGUACCAUUGCCUUCACGCCCGUGCAAGGGUUGGAGCUGGUGGACCCUAAGGUGCAAGCGGAAUUGAGUCGGAAACGCAAGGCCGAGGAGGAUCGGUGGUUCAAGUCUGGCACAUUCACGCAGGUUGGUGGCCAGAGCAGCACGGCGCCCCAAGGGGGGAAUGGAGGCUUCAAGGUUCCGGCAUUGCCUCCGAAGAAGAAGGUCGAUACCGGCGAGGGCAGAAUGGCACCGCCACCGCCGCCGGUGAAGCAGUAAAGGGAGAUCUGGUGUUUUCAAGGUUACGAGCAUUCAUAAGGCGUUAUAACGUGGGAUUUGCAUGAUACCAUCAAGAACUGUAUGAUAGGAUUAAAUAAAAAUACCAGUGCUUAAUUAUGGUUUA